This is a messenger RNA of Lindgomyces ingoldianus, 1217 nucleotides long. RefSeq lists its product as uncharacterized. The record is from RefSeq and is a predicted model, not a curated record. The transcript has 4 exons. NCBI's taxonomy places the organism in Eukaryota, Fungi, Ascomycota, Dothideomycetes, Pleosporales, Lindgomycetaceae. Bases 238 to 1065 code for a protein of 275 amino acids.
GCCAUCAACACCCAGAGCUGUUAUUUGCGCACCACAACUGCCCCGCAAAAGCGCCUUCCUUUUUGCACUCGCGUCUUUACCUACACCUGAAUUGCAACUUUAUUUCGUUCCUUUACGCCCUAGUGUCAUUUGUGCACUGGCCGACGAAACUAUCACAGCUCCUAGAUCCGAGAGCUCUAUUCGCUGAUACAGCUCCUUCUUCACGCCCACCAACGUUUCCCAGCUGCCAGUGAUAAGAUGGCGGAUAUCGAGCAGCAGCCUCUAGCUGAGGAGGCUGUCGGCGCUGAUGUCGAGAUGCAAGAGGGAGCUGAGGGCACCGACGAUGAGGAGAGUGGGCUUCUGGGUAUUGAGCCAGAGACACCGAAGCUUGUUCUGUUCGCAGACUUAGCCAAGAGCCCAAUUGUCGAGGUCAUGGUAGGCACUGGCGACGAAUGCACGACCUAUUCGGCUCACGAGGCUGUUCUCAUCAAGGCUCCGGAGUUCGCUCGACAAUGCGCAAAUCUUGGGCCAGGAGUGAUUGCAAUGCCAGAUGCCGAUGUCAACGCUAUGGGCUCUAUCAUCGAAUACCUAUAUACUGGUGAAUACUUCCCGAAGAAGACGUCCACCGCGCGCGACGCUACCCUAGAGAAAGACCCUCGCACGCCCUUGCCUGACGACCAAGGACUUGGCCUCCUAGUGCACGCCCGGAUCUACACCCUCGCUGACCGUCUUGAGAUUCCAGAGCUCAAAUCCUUAGCCCACUCCAAGAUCCACCGCACAGCCUCUACUGCAAAAGGCGAACUAGCAUACGCACGCUUCAUCUAUAAGGAGUCCAAUCCCGAAGACGCAGUCAUCCGCAAGCCAGUCGCCGCGUUCUGGGCUACGCGAAGCUACUCGCUUCGACACGACGCGGAGCCGGAAUUCAAGGCAAUGUGUCUUGAGUUCCCGCAAUUCUCGUAUGAUGUCCUUCAGCUUGUUCUAGAUCAACAGGAGAAGUCGAGGCAUAAAAGUGACGAUGGCCCACACCGUGGUCCGGCUAUUGUUCCGGGCAGUAGCAGGAAGCGGGCAAGGGUUAAUCAGAUUUAGUUUCUAACGUAUGGCAGUGGAGCUUGUUACAUGUCGCCAACCUAAGGAAUGGAAUGAAAUGGCAAUAUCUGUCUCUGUGUAUGUAAGUGUUUGGGUGUGCGCGGGAGUAGCGAGGGUACGGCAGGCUGCGAGACGGAUAGGCUCUCUUCCAA